Belonocnema kinseyi is the source of this 1993-nucleotide messenger RNA. RefSeq names its product sodium/potassium/calcium exchanger 4 (gene zyd). Gene Ontology annotation, molecular function: calcium channel activity; calcium, potassium:sodium antiporter activity. Gene Ontology annotation, biological process: calcium ion transmembrane transport; intracellular calcium ion homeostasis. The transcript has 8 exons. NCBI's taxonomy places the organism in Eukaryota, Metazoa, Arthropoda, Insecta, Hymenoptera, Cynipidae. The record is from RefSeq and is a predicted model, not a curated record. Gene Ontology annotation, cellular component: membrane. Bases 49 to 1509 code for a protein of 486 amino acids.
AGUAUCCAGUUGAGGAUACGUUGAUUAUUAUAGUAAUGCUUUGUAACAAUGCAGCACGAGCAUCUGAACAGUAGCGCUUCGCUUCUUCUACGAAGCGUGAGGGCACAUCAUCGUGUUAAUUGCACUCCGCCGGCAAUUGAAGACUUUCCACAUGACCUCUUCGACGAAAAACAAAGGCAAAGCGGAGCCGUCAUUGUUCAUAUCAUCGUAUCUCUUUACCUCUUUAUAGCAUUAGCAGUAGUAUGUGAUAAGUUUUUCGUACCUGCCGUAGAAAAAAUAUGCCAUGCACUUUCGAUGUCGAAAGACGUGGCCGGUGCUACGUUUAUGGCGGCAGCUACAUCAGCACCGGAAUUAUUCGUCAACGCAAUCGGAACCUUCAUCACAGAAGGAGACAUUGGCGUCGGCACGAUAGUAGGGUCUGCAGUAUUCAACAUCUUAGCAGUUCCGGCUUGUUGCGGGAUUGGUGCUGGGAUGGUGGUACCGCUUGAUUGGUGGCCCGUCAGCAGAGACUGUCUAGCAUACGGUGUAACCGUCGCUAUUUUAAUCUGCAUCAUACAUGAUGAGCGAAUUGAAUGGUAUGAAGCAUUGACCUUGGUACUGCUUUACAUCGUAUACAUCGCUGUAAUGUACUGGGACAAAUCUUUCCAGAAGUGUGCCAGAUUUGGCGCAAAGAAAUGCGAAUUGUCUACUGAAGACUCUUCUGUGCGAACAGUUGACGCCGGAGAUAUUCACUUAUCAAGAUCUGAUAAAAUGCAAUCGUCCACCGAUCGUGUAGAGCAAAUUGCAACAAUAGACGUGCCUCUGCAAAAUGGUGGCACCAAGACGCAAGAAGAAAACCACGAGGCUGAAUACGAAUAUAAAUUGCUGGUUUGGCCAGCUCGAGGUGGUUGGAUUCGAAAGACUGCAUGGAUACUUACCUGGCCGAUUCACUUGGUAUUCAUGUGUACUAUACCGAAUUGUGAGAAACCACGUUUUAAAAAUUGGUUUCCAGUUACGUUUCUCAUGUGUAUUAUCUGGAUCGGUUCGCUAAGCUAUAUCGUCGCGUGGAUGAUAACGAUUAUAGGAGAUACGCUCAAAAUCCCGGAUUCCGUAAUGGGCAUCACAUUCCUGGCUGCAGGAACUAGUGUACCAGAAGCAGUUUCAAGUGUGAUUGUUGCAAAACAAGGUCACGGUUCCAUGGGCAUCAGUAAUUCGAUCGGUUCGAACACUUUUGACAUUCUCCUCUGUUUGGGAUUGCCAUGGUUGAUCAAAUCAUCUUUUUCACCAACCCAGCCUGGAAAACACUACAUCAGUAUAAAUUCUGGGGGCCUUGAGUACAGCGCAAUUUCCUUAUUAUCGACGCUAUUGCUGUUGUACAUUGCCUUCGCUUCGAAUAAAUUUCAACUCGAUCAAAAAGUAGGCCGGGCCUGUUUGUGCAUGUACGCGGUCUUCCUGAUCCUGGCCUCUCUGAUAGAGCUUAACGUAUUCUUUAGGGUGAAUCUUCCCACUUGUCAGAGGACGGUCAAGUGAUGCGUCAUCCGGCCGGCUAUGCCGUUCCCAGUAAUCGUCCCGGCGAUCAUCAGUUGUCUCACAUUUUACCGGAAACUCAGUAACAUCAUUCAUCGAAUUCCUUCGUGUAUAGAUGAUGCCUCACGUCGAUCGGGCUUUCGAAAAAACACAGAGCAGGGUUGUGGAAUUUUUCAUUUUUACCAACGAACAUAUUCAGAAAAUCCAGGCAUAAAUAAAUUAUCAAUUAAAAUUGCAUCCUUAAAAAUCAGAGCUAGCAACAAAGUAACUGUCAUUAUCAAUAUUGAAAUAGUAUAUUGUGUAUCGAGGGCUAUUAGUUGGCAAUUCUCACGAGUGAGUCAAAUCACCCGAAUAGGGAUUUUCAACUCUUCGAUUACAAAACACACGAUAUUUUUUGUUCAGCUUCUUGAUAAGUGCCGCACUUCAUUACUGUGAUGCGAAGGCAAAGUUGUACUUUUCCAUGCGUUACGUCACCGGGCAGAAAAGU